CACUGUCGGAAGGAAAGAAAUCUCCCAACUCUGCUCUGUCCCCGACCAACUUGAUUCAGUCAGUCGCCUUCCUUGUGUUGGAGCGCUUGGUAUUCAGUGUGUCCAUGAGGAAAUGUGAACCUUCAGCUAUCGGUCAUCUAAGGGCAAUCUGCCAGUGUCGUUUGGUGGACGUACAGUCAAGUAUUUCGUGUGUACAUGCUUUCACGCCGGUAUAGAUCAAGCAAGGUGACAUAAUCAACAAGCCGGAGAACGAGGCAAGGAAAAGGCAAAAAGAAGGAAGGAAAAAAAGAAGAGGAAAGCAAUUGACUGUGAGCUCUCGUUGUGUAGACAUUUAUGGUGAUUUUUUUUUUCUUGGACUUUGAGAAGAAUUUGAAGAAAAAAAAACACUCUUAUCUUGUCACCUAGUGGCAUCAAAAUCAUCAACUACAUAAAUAUAGGAGAGGUUCUGUUCGCCUUAAUUUUUUAAGAAAGAAAAUUGCCAAGAUUCUUCGUCUUCAUGGUUCUACAUGCCGGUGAUCGAUUCCCUCAACGCCAUCGCAGUAUGUCGAUGGCAGUCAAUUCAUGGAGGAAUGAGGACCACCUCACAGCUGACAAGCACCAUGGACCGCCGCAGCAGACAGGUCUCGAACCUUCACCUCUUGAUCCCUGCCCACCAGACACGGAUCAUUAUGCGGACACCGGACCUCUGCGGUUGCCGCCACCUCCACCACAGACACAGCCCCCUCAUUCAGCGGCUGGACCUCCACCACCACAGGUACAACCUCCACAAGCUCCCAUUGGACCUCCACCACCAUCAGGGGCAUUGCAGGCUGCCACGCCGCAGCAAACACCAGCCACACCGACACAGACAGGACCAGGGAGCCAGGGUGGUGGGGGAGCCGCACAGAACGGCCCGCAGUCGGGCUCGGACUCGGGCAGCAACGUCACUUCCAAUAACAAUAACAACUCACAGCAUAUCGAGUGUGUAGUAUGUCAUGAUAAGAGUAGUGGAAAGCAUUAUGGUCAGUUUACUUGCGAAGGUUGCAAGAGUUUCUUCAAAAGGAGCGUCCGGCGUAACCUCACCUACUCGUGUCGUGCUAAUCGGAAUUGUCCUAUUGAUCAACACCACCGGAAUCAAUGCCAGUACUGCAGACUUAAAAAGUGCCUCAAGAUGGGCAUGAGAAGGGAAGGCAGAAACACUGUAUCCAAUCACCCUUGGGACCUUCAACUUAACCUCCCGUCCGAGGGACAAGCUGUUCAGAGGGGUCGUAUGCCACCGACUCAACCGGGCCCUGGUCAAUACCUGGAUGGUCGCUUCGAAGGACACACAUUCCUCUCGGGUUACAUCUCGCUACUGCUUCGAGCUGAGCCCUACCCGACGUCGCGUUACGCCCAGUGCAUGCAGACCAACUCAGUAAUGGGCAUCGACAACAUCUGCGAGCUCGCAGCCCGGCUCCUCUUCAGCGCCGUCGAGUGGGCUAGGAACAUCCCUUUCUUCCCCGACCUCCAAGUCACUGACCAGGUGGCCUUGCUCAGGAUGUGCUGGAGCGAGCUCUUCGUCCUCAACGCGUCGCAGUGUUCGAUGCCCCUCCACGUCGCCCCGCUCCUCGCUGCGUCGGGACUCCACGCCAGCCCGAUGUCGGCCGACCGCGUGGUCGCUUUCAUGGACCAUAUCCGUAUUUUCCAGGAACAAGUUGAAAAACUGAAAGCGUUACACGUGGACUCGGCAGAGUAUAGCUGUAUCAAGGCAAUUGUACUCUUCACGUCAGAUGCAUGUGGUUUGUCCGAUGCGGCCCACAUCGAGGCUCUCCAAGAGAAGUCCCAGUGCGCCCUUGAGGAAUACGUCCGCAGUCAGUAUCCUAACCAGCCCAACCGAUUCGGCAAACUUCUUCUCCGGCUUCCUUCGCUCCGAACCGUCUCGUCGCACGUAAUCGAACAAUUAUUCUUCGUUCGGCUGGUGGGCAAGACCCCCAUUGAGACUCUCAUUCGCGAUAUGCUGCUCUCUGGAAGUUCCUUCAGCUGGCCCUACAUGACAAUGCAAUGACAGUGAGAUGUUGAGGCAGGUCCGGGGACCAGCAAAAUGCAGUUUUAUGUUAUAGAGAUAAAUAUGUCUAUCAAUGCCAAAAAAUAAGGUCAAUUAUGAACAAUGUGACAGGGAGACAAGAUCAGUGGAUAAAGCUUGAGUAAAAAUAUGCAAUGGGCAUACUGAAUUGUAGUCGCUGACCAGGGCGAUACUUUCCAGUACGAAUUUCAUUCUUCUUUUGAUAAGAAGACAGUACUGAACAAAGACUGCAUAGAGAUGGAGAGGGAUAACCUAGAAAUGAAAUGGGGAUAAAAAGAUGUUGUGGUUGUGGUGCUACGUUAUUAUCCCUGAAAAUUGGAGUCUUGUAACCAUUAGCCAUACUUACUUCUGGAGGAUAGGACUGGAUGGCUAACUGUGGAAGCAAGUCUAGAUACUGAAGUUUUUCGGAACUACAUUGAUCGGAUUUUGGUACAAUACCCCAGGAACUGCCACUAGGGGAUACCACGUCGUCGUCCUUAACAAUGGGGAAUAUCUUCUGCUAGUCAGCUAAUGAUGACACCACCACGAACCUACCAUCUAAAAAAAUUGGGGGGGGGGUUCCCUUUGUUAAAAGUGCAUUCCAUUAUACAGAGCUCCUUUAAAAGGGUCAGUACCCAAUAAUCUUAACCAUUUCCAUUUAGCCUCAAUAUUGUCUCCAACUUCUUUUUUUUCUUCUGACCGUUCAGAAUUGCAAGAAGGUUUUUUUCUCACCGCACUUGUUUCACAAGAGGCUCCACUCUGGUCUUAACCGAAAAUGAUAUUCCUUUAAACUCUUUCAAAUGUCAAUGUUUCAUCGAAUUCGUUUUAUCUGUCAUUGUAAAAACUCAAAUUAUUUUGGUGACUGAGAGGGCGUCGUACCGUAUUCCAACAUCAACGGAUAUCUGUCAAUUACUUCAGAUCAUUGAUUUUUACCCAUAGCCUAAAUUCAUGAAAUAACCCUUUGAUUUAUAAACACUGGAAGAGGAUGGCUAUUUUGAUGAAUAUUUAGACUCAAAGUCAAUCGUAUUCUGUAUUUGACAGACAAGACCUACUCCAAUAUCACAAGACAAAACUCUGGAAGUAAAACUAAGGCAUGUAGCCUUCCAUCCAAAAAGGAGAUAGCAUUAUGAAAAACAAGAAUUAGAAGGGCCAUUGGUUGUUCAAAGCUGGUUGUCAUUGUCUUCUAAGUGAUCUAAGGUGUUGCAGCAUUCCAUAAAACAGAAGGCAUAUGUAUGACAGAAGAUUAUAAUUAUGCUGAAGUUCCCAUAGAUUCAUUGUGCAAACCAGAAUUCUUGGUACUUGUUAGGGUAAUUGACAUUGUGUAUUUCAGUACGUACUUCGUGUUUUAAUUGUUUGUAUAACUAGUGAUACGUUUGAUUAUAUUCUAUCAUUUCUAUGUUUACUGGUUCCAAACCGGUGUUGUUUUAGAGUCUGACGUAGACGGAACAUCUCACCGCAAGUAUUCGUAAAGUCGAUAGUUUCUAGUGCUAUUAUUUUGUUAUUAAAAGUCCUAUUAUGAACUGAAGCUCGUGUUAAUUUUAUGAUCGCCUUUGGGAAAAGUUUUACGGAUGGAGAAACAUAAAAUAUCAUUUUGAAUUCGUUUGAUGCAUUAUUAAACGUUGACUUAAUUGCUUUAUAUCCGAAAUUUCAAGACCAUGUUACAAUCGGAGUUUAGAAUAAAGUUUACGUGCAGUUGAAGACGUUUAUCGAAAUCAUUUGAUAACACCUAGAACUAAAGUGAUUCAUCAACAUUUCAUUUGAAAUGAUGUCUACAAACUCUUCAUGAACAGUCAAAAGGAUCUUUUCGAAUACCUUUUUUGAAGAAACAAUGUUAUUUGUUUACAACAACAACUGUUAUAUUUUGAAGACCUUUGUUAGUUUUGAAUAUGCAUCUUUUGUUUUUAUUUCUCGAUCACCCAAUACCUUGUAUUACCAAUGCUGUGUAUAGUCCCACCCUAUUCAUUUAUCCCAAGCAUUACCAAGCCCUUCGCAUUUUAUGAAAGUAAUUAAGGUGGUUGAAGGUGAAGACAUCACUUCCAUAUCUUUUUAAUAUUACUGCCCUUCUUGUUUAAAAUCAAAAUUAAAAUAAAAUGGAAAUUGAGUCUUGAACUAUGUUUGUAUUCCGAGGGAAAUAAUGACUAAAAAAAGUAUUUACAAAUAAUUUUGGCCUUCAAUAUAGUAAGAGAUUACGAUAGUGGUUAUUGUCAUCUUAUCAUAGUUUCAUUCGUACUGUCCUUAUUAUGUGUUUCAUCCACCUCUCUUUCCUCUGAGGAAGUAAAAUAAAACAAGGUCAACUAAAAGGGAAAGACUUUGUCAUUGAGCACCGACUUCAUAUGAACACAAGAAAACAAAGUUGUCCAGGUCCCCAGGUGAUUGAAACAUAGUUUUGUAUCGAAAAGAGGGCGCUAGAUUUUGUAAGAGAGCGUGUAUCCCACAAUGCUGCAGUGUGAUUUUUGUAUUUUAAGCUUGAAGCUCCAGUAUGCGUGAUGCGAAAAGAAGUUGCUUUUUCAGUAUAUCUAGUGUCAUUUUAUAUAAAUAGAUAAUCGUAUACAUUUGCUAUAUAAUUAUUCACAUAAAAAUUGUAACUCAAAGUUGAGUUACUUAUUUGUAACUUGUAAAUAGACAAUUAUUGUCACUUUUGUGUGUACUGAAAUAUAUUAGACAAAUUGAAAUACUUAAGAUACUCAAAGUUUGUUUGAAGUACUAUCUAUCUAUAUAUAAAAUGUACAUCAUGCAAUUAUAACAGAAUCGUUCAAACAUCCGCAAAAUUUUUGCUGCCAUUUUCUGUUCAGCCUGAAAACAAAUCUGAAUCGAUAUUCAGAUUCAGUGUGAAUUUGCCAAAAAACUUCAGACCCAUUUUCACAAUACAUGUGACUGCCAAAGAAUAAAUAUGUCACAUCAAAUGUCAAUAUAAUGUUUAAAAUUGUGGGUGUUCUUUCUCAUAAUUUGCAUUGUGCUAUGAGUGCAAUGUUUGUUGUGUUCCUGGAAAUCUAUUCCACUCUGAUAGUGUCUGUAUUUUAGACUUUCGAAUUUUUUUUUAACGUGCUUUCAUUGCUCUGAAACUUUUGUUCUUUCUACACUAGAAGAACAGUGAAUAUGCAGGAACAGACAUCAGUAAUAGACAUCUCAAAUUCUCGAAUGCUACUACAUGUAGUUCAGUUAACCGCGACCCGGGGUCUAAUAUCAUGUUUAAGAAUGAUAAACUUAUACGGCAGACUACAUUCCUCUGUAGGAUCCUAAAUCCUAAACCCGGUGUCGGGUUAAAAGUUUGGUAGAAUACUGGUCGAUAUGUACGCACAAUCACAUUGCAUUGUUUUCGUUUAUGAAUCAAAACCAAAUGCAUAUUUUAGACUUUUGUGUACCAGGUACAGUUAAAAUGGAUUACCCUUUUAAAAAUGUAAAGUAUUACCCAUGGACCGUUAAAGUCAGAUAUCGGAAAUCCUUAUUUUCACCACCAAAUGAAAUAACAUUUUUUAGCCUAAAAUGUGUUAUAUAUUAUAUUAUAUAUUAAAAUCUCCAAAUCCUUCUGGUUAUAUACAGUGCAUCUGACUGUUUUGUUGUAUUGUAACAGUUUUCAAAAAUAAAAAGUCUCUUUAUUCUGUAUUAGUUGUGCAUUUUUAGUAGUUAUCGAUAUAUGUAAUUAGAAAUCUAAACAUUGCUAUUCCACUUGUGGCUAAUUUUGCUCAGUACUUGCCAAAUCGUAAAUGCCUGAUAAAAAUUAAAGUGCCACUUUGUUUUUAAUGUAACGCUUUAAACUUUAAUGUUUAAACUUCAUGUUGUGAUGAAAUCUUUUGAAGUAGGAAUUCCUAAAUUCAACUUCCCGUUGAUUAUCAUCUAACAGAAGUAUUGGAAUGUAUUGAAUAAACUAUAAGCAUGCAUGGUAUUCAUUAAUUUCACUGAAAUGUUGUUGCAAAGGACUUUUUAAAAAGAAUUUUAUAAUAUAGACCCUGUAGAGAUGAAUUCUAAUUCGUUUUGUUUUUCUUCAAUAACCCAAAUCAAUAAAAUAUUUAUUUUAAGGCUGGCUUCUCACCGUAUUUACACUUUUUUGUAACAUUUUAAAGCACGAACACUGAAAAUAUUUUUUUAGUUUGUCAUGUGAAUGACUGAAUAAUUAUUUCGUGGGAAAUCUUAUUAUUAUGGCAAAAAGAGUACUGUAUUAUACAAAUUAAACAGUAUACGGAACCGUCCUUGUUAUAAUUGGUCUAACAUAUUUUAUUAUUCUGUUUCAUCAUACCAUUCUUUUAUUAUUUCUUUUUUUUUAGUAUUCUUAUCCUGCAGCUGGUAAUUUCAUAGCAUUCAUGCCAUUUCUUGCAAAUUUGUGUAUAAAAGCAGAAAAACAAAUGUAUUUCGUUAUUUUCACAAUUCACACAUUUAUGGUAUUUGUACUUAAAUUUCUUGCUUUAUGCUUUGAUCUCGUGAAUUCCUUUUUAGUGAUUGGUGUGAAUAAAUUCUCUUUUGUGAUUUCCAGAAUUCGACUGUCAACAUUUUAAAAUAAAAGUGGUAAAAAUUAAAUAAGCGGCCAAUGUGCUAACUCGGCAUUGGAAGUUAUUUGCACAGAUGUGUGCAGUUAAAAUGAAAGUUGGUUUCUAUCCAAACUAUUUAGAUUAACGACAUAUAAAGACACAUGGGCGAUUCUAGUUGUUACAAAUGUUUAUGUGAUGGCUCUUUGUCCAGAUGUUAAUAGCUUUACACCCACCAUCGAGAAGCAAAUAUACAUUGCUGUACUGGCAUUAUUUUCUGUACUAUUUUUCAAGUUUUGAUUUGGUCCCACCUGGAUUAUGUUAUUCCUAUUUCAUCUUUUUUCCAUUCAUUGUAGCUUCUUCACAGAUACCAUAGUCCUUGAUCACGCUAUCGGCUAUGCUAGUUAUCUGCCAAUUUAAUCGUAGCCUGAGUGUUAAUCUAGUGCGUAGUCUUGUCUUUUUGAAAUGUCUUGUGUCCAAGACACGACGUUGUCGACGUAAAAAAAAUGUUGAAAAAGUGAGAAAAAAUAUCUCUGUAUUUGUACAUGAACGAA
Strongylocentrotus purpuratus (purple sea urchin) is the source of this 7034-nucleotide messenger RNA. Its product is annotated as COUP transcription factor-like protein. Gene Ontology annotation, biological process: cell differentiation; regulation of transcription by RNA polymerase II; anatomical structure development. Gene Ontology annotation, molecular function: zinc ion binding; RNA polymerase II cis-regulatory region sequence-specific DNA binding; nuclear receptor activity. The coding region runs from base 497 to 2023 and encodes 508 amino acids. NCBI's taxonomy places the organism in Eukaryota, Metazoa, Echinodermata, Echinoidea, Camarodonta, Strongylocentrotidae. The record is from RefSeq and is a predicted model, not a curated record. The transcript has 5 exons.